AUAGAUUCCGCUACGCUUAUGAUUGAAAGCAUCUGGCCGUCAGCUAGAGACGCGCCUCCGACGAGCGAUCCUGCGACGCAGAUUCUCCCGCUGCGGACGUUUAUCGAAGAAACGCUGCGGCGGUCGCGAACGAGCUACUCGACCCUGCAAGUCGCGCUGUACUAUCUCUGCUUGCUGCGCCCGCACGUGCAGGAUCCGAGCAAGUUGCGGGGCAACAUGGGCGCGCUUAACUGCGGGCGCCGAGCGUUCCUGACGAGUCUGAUGCUUGCGUCAAAGUACCUGCAAGACAAGAACUACAGCGCACGAGCGUGGAGCAAGAUCUCGGGCUUAAGCACUGCCGAGAUCAACGCGAACGAGAUGGCGUUUCUUGUUGCGGUGGAGUGGCGGAUUCAUGUGCCGGAGGACGUGUACGAGCGGUGGUCGAACGUGCUUCUGAGC
Messenger RNA from Myxozyma melibiosi, 438 nucleotides. RefSeq lists its product as uncharacterized. The record is from RefSeq and is a predicted model, not a curated record. Gene Ontology annotation, cellular component: cyclin-dependent protein kinase holoenzyme complex; nucleus. Gene Ontology annotation, biological process: regulation of cyclin-dependent protein serine/threonine kinase activity. NCBI's taxonomy places the organism in Eukaryota, Fungi, Ascomycota, Lipomycetes, Lipomycetales, Lipomycetaceae. The transcript has a single exon. Gene Ontology annotation, molecular function: protein kinase binding; cyclin-dependent protein serine/threonine kinase regulator activity. The annotation marks the transcript as partial.